GCAGCGGUCACUGCGCGUCCCGGCGCGGGGCCGACGCCGGCCGGGUGGGCAGCGAGGAGUGCGCGAGCCCGGACGCCCUGGGCUUCGGUGCCGGCCAGCCCGGCCCAGCGCGCUCGGCUGGGAAACUUCUGCGGGCGCAAGGCCGAAGCUCUGCGCAGGGUCGGGGAAGGAAAGGAAACCACAAAUUAUUUGUGGACUAGAUCUGAAUCAGGAGCCCAGAUCUGAAUCAGGAGCCCAGAUGAACUUAAAGAAGCUAGCAUGGGAUUUUUAGUUUUUCCAAGAUCCAUACACACGAAACCCUGAGUCACUACAACUCCAGUGUCCAGGCUGUCUCUGGUUUUAUAAAGAUGUAGCGAAACUCUGAUGAUGGAAAAGCAAAGGACUUAAGUAAUUACUUGCUUCAGUAUCAUCUAAUGUCAGCUGAAAAGUGAACCAGACAGUAGGACAGCCAUGGAGAGAAAUUCAAGUCUAUGGAAGAACCUGAUAGAUGAACACCCAGUCUGCACCACCUGGAAGCAAGAGGCCGAAGGAGCCAUUUAUCAUCUUGCCAGUAUUUUAUUUGUAGUAGGUUUCAUGGGCGGCAGUGGAUUCUUCGGGCUCCUGUACGUCUUCAGUUUGCUGGGGCUGGGUUUUCUCUGCUCUGCUGUCUGGGCUUGGGUAGAUGUCUGUGCAGCCGACAUAUAUUCCUGGAAUUUUGUACUGUUUGUCAUCUGCUUCAUGCAGUUUGUUCACAUUGCGUAUCAAGUUCGCAGUAUAACUUUUUCCCGAGAAUUCCAGCUCUUGUACAGCUCCCUUUUCCAGCCCCUGGGGACCUCUCUACCCGUCUUCAGAACAAUUGCUCUGAGCUCUGAAGUGGUUACUUUGGAAAAGGAACACUGUUACGCCAUGCAGGGGAAAACCUCCAUUGAUAAACUCUCUCUGCUUGUUUCGGGAAGGAUCAGAGUGACAGUUGAUGGCGAAUUUCUGCAUUACAUUUUCCCCUUCCAGUUCCUGGAUUCUCCUGAAUGGGACUCACUGAGACCCACAGAGGAAGGCAUUUUUCAGGUAACCCUCACAGCAGAAACUGAUUGUCGAUAUGUGUCUUGGAGGAGAAAGAAAUUAUAUUUGCUCUUCGCUCAGCAUCGUUACAUCUCCCGCCUGUUUUCCGUUUUAAUUGGCAGUGACAUUGCAGAUAAACUCUAUGCCUUGAAUGACAGGGUAUAUACAGGAAAAACAUAUCACUACGAUAUUCGGUUACCCAACUUCUAUCAAAUGUCAAGUCCAAAAAUACCCAAAUCACCCCUGACAGAACAUUUCCGGAAUUCUAGACGGUAUUGUGAUAAAUGACAUCAAAGUUGGAAGUUUUAUAAUUUAAGACCCUCAUCAUCAUUCCCCAAAUGAAAUACAGAAAAUUGUGCUCACUCAUAUUUUUAUAAAUUAAACUCAGAAGCAAGAUGCCACUGCCAGCUGUUUUACUCAUCUCAACCUCUGCAUUGUGAAUAAAGUUUACAAAUUUC
Ailuropoda melanoleuca (giant panda) is the source of this 1496-nucleotide messenger RNA. It is a transcript of the gene POPDC3, whose product is annotated as popeye domain cAMP effector 3. NCBI's taxonomy places the organism in Eukaryota, Metazoa, Chordata, Mammalia, Carnivora, Ursidae. The record is from RefSeq and is a predicted model, not a curated record. Gene Ontology annotation, cellular component: sarcolemma. Gene Ontology annotation, biological process: heart development; regulation of membrane potential; skeletal muscle tissue development. The coding region runs from base 451 to 1326 and encodes 291 amino acids. The transcript has 4 exons. Gene Ontology annotation, molecular function: cAMP binding.